ACCAAAGAAGAAGAAGCAUACAGCGAUAAACAUGGCUGAUACAAAGGGAGCAGAUGAAACUACUCCAGGAGUUUUGCAGGAAAUGUUCACGUCUCCGUUGAAUUUGAGUCUGCUUGGCCUCUGCAUAUUUCUUUUGUACAAAAUCUUCCGCGGAGACACACCUGCAGAUAUGGGCGAGGUUGAGGAACCUCUGCCUAAAUUCAAGAGAAGAGAUUUCACGUUAGCGGAGCUACAACCGUACGAUGGCCUGCAAAAUCCAAGAAUUCUUAUGGCUGUCAAUUCAAAGGUGUUCGAUGUUACCAGAGGAAAGACAUUCUACGGGCCAGAGGGUCCUUAUGGAGUGUUUGCUGGUAAAGAUGCCUCCAGGGGCCUGGCCACCUUCUGUCUGGAGAAGGAGGCCCUGAAAGAGACCCACGACGACCUCUCGGACCUCAACGUCAUGCAACAGGAAAGCCUCAAUGAAUGGGAGACCCAGUUCACUCAAAAGUAUGACUACGUUGGGAAACUUCUGAAACCUGGAGAAGAACCCACAGAGUACACGGAUGACGAGGAGGUCAAGGACAAAAAGAUGGACUAGAACUCACGAGUGCACAAGGGAAAUUCAGAUGCCUUAAUUUUUUCAGGAUAAUGUUAUGCAUAUUGCCUUGUGUUGCAGCCAUUGAGUGAAAUGCUUUCACCUGUAUGGUUUUUGUAUUAUGUCAUGGACCACCUCUUAUGCUAAUUUCAUAUGCCAUUGACCUUCAUUAACCUAAAAUACACUUGAUUUUGGUAAAGGUUAGAAUAAUUAUUGAAUACUGUACUGUCAUUGAAGUUAUACAGGUAGUAUUAGUUGUAAUGUAGAGGCUGUUGUAGGAUCUAUUACUGUAGCUCAGUGUUCAUUUUGGCCAUCUUCUAGAUUGUCAUUUUGACUAAAAUAUUGUCUUAGUCACGUUUUUGUCAUUUGUAUAAUCAUUAAGUCUAGUUAUUGUCAAAAUUAUAGAAACAGUUGGCCAUUUUAGUCAACUAAAUGCCCUUUCGUUUUAGUCACAUCACAUUUGUAUUGCCUCAACCUAUAGUAAACAUAAAUAAUUGACUUCCAUGUGUACAAAUCUACAUAGCCUUGUCCUACCAACAUAUUUUUCUGCAUAACAUAUUCCCAACAGCAAAAAUAUGACUAACAUAUGUAACAGUUAUCUGGGUGUGUACAUUUCUAAUUGAGCCUACAUGAUAUUGAGCAUGGCAUGCAAAACAAACACACACAAGCGCAGAGAGUGUGUAACACAAUCACCAGAUGGUGCCGCAAAGUAGUAUGGGUUGGUUGCUCCUCCGUCACUCGGUCGUGUCAUUUCCGUUGUUAUCAACGUUCCACUGCCACAUUGAUGUCCAAAAGUAGAACGGGCUAAUGACAAUUUCACCCAGUGAUAUAGUCAAGUCACUAAACCUCAAGUCCGGAUCGAGUUACCAGUGGUCGAGUCCUGGUCCAAGUGCUCAAGUUUGAGUCACUGGGUCCACAUUAACUUAAAGUUAUUAACCCAGUCAGAUAUAUAGUGUAGUGGCAAGAUGGAUUUAGUCAAGUUGUUUGCUACUCAUUUACCAUUAUUGUUGUGCCAUCAAAUGUUUGGUAAUGUUACCAGGGCCACUUUCAUUUUCAAAACAUUCUUGAAUGUUGCAAAUAGAAAUUCCAUUAAGAGUCAACGUUAUUUCUUAUUCAACAUGUCAGAGAGGCAUUUUUGUUCUACAUUUUUAUCUAAAUGUUACUGAAUGUUGACCUGCUGAACACGCCCUAGUUUGUUGGCUAUAACUAGGUAUAGAAGUAACAUGACUGAAGGUGUAGCCUUAACAAAUGGUUAACGGUCUGGUCUGCAAGUAGCCUAGUUUAAGAAUGUCCGCUUUGGUUUAAUGAAUGUAAAAUGCCAAUAAACAAUAGAAAAACGUUG
Salvelinus namaycush (lake trout) is the source of this 1916-nucleotide messenger RNA. RefSeq names its product membrane-associated progesterone receptor component 1-like. Bases 32 to 577 code for a protein of 181 amino acids. The record is from RefSeq and is a predicted model, not a curated record. NCBI's taxonomy places the organism in Eukaryota, Metazoa, Chordata, Actinopteri, Salmoniformes, Salmonidae. The transcript has 3 exons. Gene Ontology annotation, cellular component: membrane; endomembrane system.